Messenger RNA from Staurois parvus, 435 nucleotides. NCBI's taxonomy places the organism in Eukaryota, Metazoa, Chordata, Amphibia, Anura, Ranidae. The record is from the annotation of a GenBank genome assembly.
GGCACCAGGUCAUCUGGCUCAACAGCGGGCAUCGGGUCACCAGGCACGACAGCGGGCAUCGGGUCACCAGGCAUCAGGUCAUCUGGCUCGACAGCGGGCACCGAGUCAUCUGGCAAGGCAGUGGGCACCGAGUCACCAGGCAUGACAGCUGGCUCUGAGUCAACUGGCACGACAGCGGGCAUCGGGUCACCAGGUAUGACAGUGGGCACUGGGUCAUCAGGCAUUGGAUCGUCUGGCUCGACAGCGGGCAUCGAGUCAUCAGGCACGACAGCGGGCAUCGGGUCACCAGGCAUGACAUCGUCUAGCAAGACUGCGGGCACCGAGUCAUCUGGCAAGACUGCGGGCACCGAGUCAUCUGGCAAGACUGCGGGCACCGAGUCGUUUGGCAAGACCGCGGGCACCGAGUCAACUGGCGGAACAGCGGGCACCGUGCUU